AUGCCUCCAGCGGUGGUCGACAAGGAGGCCAAGGAGGCCUUGGCGAAGGAUGCUCUGGAGAUGUUUCUGAAAAUCGGCCUGGACGAAAAGACCGCUCAGAAUGCCGUUGCAAACGCCAAGGUUACUGCGAACCUCGUCGAAGUGAUCAAAGAGGCGUCAUUGGAAGGCGGGUGUGACAAGGCCAUCGGCAACUUGCUCUACACGGUUGCCACCAAGUUCCCUGCCAAUGCGCGCGUGCACCGGCCCACCCUACUCUCUUACGUCACCUCCCAGAAGAUCAAGACAGUGCCUCAGCUGGAGGCAGCGCACGCAUAUCUGGCGACUGUGGGCCAGGAACCUCUCAACACCGCUGAGCUGGAGGCGAAGAGUGGUGUUGGAGUGGAGGUGUCACUGGAGGACAUCAAGGCAGCAGUAACGGAGGCUGUAGCAGCAGUCAAAGAGAAGCUGGUGGAGGAGCGAUACCGCUUCAACG
Molecule: messenger RNA, 472 nt
Organism: Closterium sp. Yama58-4
Lineage: Eukaryota; Viridiplantae; Streptophyta; Zygnematophyceae; Desmidiales; Closteriaceae
Source: the annotation of a GenBank genome assembly